AUGGCAGCCCCAAGGCUUUGGCUGUUUGCUGCAGCCCUGGCAGGAGUUGGCAGUGCCCCAGAAACCUGGCCUGUCAUUGGGGUAUCCAAUGGUGGUCCUUGGGGCCCCUGGACCUGGCAGGAAAUGUGCCCCCAAGAGACUUAUGCCACAGGAGUCAGCCUCAAGGUGGAGCCCUAUCAAGGGCAGGCUAAAGACGACACGGCCCUGAACGGCAUCCGACUGUAUUGCACGCGUGGCAGCCACGGCGAGAAGUCUGAGGCGAAAACGGUGGAGUCACAGAGCAAUGUAUGGGGCCAAUGGACCACCUCCCUCUGGUGCCCCCAGGGCACCUAUCUGACCAGCUUCUCCCUGCGGGUGGAGCACGUCCCCCGUGGCAUCCACGACUACAUGGGAGCCACCAACGUCCGCUUUGCCUGCUCAAAUGGGAAGGUCCUGGAGGGUCAGGGCCUGCCCUGGGGGGAGUAUGGAGCCUGGAGUCCCUCGUGUAAGAAAGGUCUGUGUGGGAUCCAGACCAAACAGGAGUCCAUACGUGGCGUUCUGAUGGAUGACUCCGCCCUCAAUGACGUCCGGUUCUUCUGCUGCAGAGAGUGAACAGGUGCAGACCUCUGGCCAGGUCCCUGGGCAACCGAGACGCUUGUGGCUGGUCCGUCACCCCUGCGAGGAAAAGGCUCUCCGCUGGCUCCGCUUGCCCCCCCGGCUCCCGGCUGGGGAGAGAUAGCAUCUGUGUGCCACCC
Molecule: messenger RNA, 734 nt
Organism: Candoia aspera
Lineage: Eukaryota; Metazoa; Chordata; Lepidosauria; Squamata; Candoiidae
Gene: VMO1
Product: vitelline membrane outer layer 1 homolog
Exons: 4
Coding region: 1-591 (196 amino acids)
Source: RefSeq, a predicted model, not a curated record